Messenger RNA from Cylindrotheca closterium, 696 nucleotides. NCBI's taxonomy places the organism in Eukaryota, Bacillariophyta, Bacillariophyceae, Bacillariales, Bacillariaceae. The record is from the annotation of a GenBank genome assembly.
AUGUACAAUCGUCAGAGGAAAGAGAUACACAGAUAUCUUGGAAUGACUUUGGAUUUCUUGGUGAAAAGAAAGCUCAAGAUCCGCAUGGACGACUAUGUCAAGAACAUGUUGGAGGAGUUUCCUAUCAAGUUCAACAAGGAUUCAAAGCAGGAAACACCAGCUGGCAACGAUUUACUGGAGGCUGGUAAAGGAAAGUUACUCAAUGCUGAGUACUGUCAAAUCUUUCAUACUACUGUUGCAAGGGGACUUUAUGUCUCUAAGAGAGCUCAUUUCAAGAGCCAUACUGGCGGCACUCUGUCCUUUGGAGGAGGUGCAGCUCAAGUGAUGUCGAAGAAACAAAAACUAAACAGCAGAAGCAGUACAGAAGCGGAACUGAUUGCUGUUGACGAUGUUGUCACCAUGAUACUAUGGACAAAGUUGUUCAUGGAGUGGCAAGGGUAUCCGAUUGAGAAGAAUAUCUUGUAUCAGGAUAACAAAAGCGCGAUUCUACUGGAAGAGAAUGGUCGCAAGAGCACGGGCAAAAGAAGCCGAGCUAUCAAUAUUCGUUAUUUCUUUAUCACAGAUCAAGUUGAGAAAGGAAAUGUUAAGAUCAAAUGCAGUCCAACUGACAAUAUGAUUGCGGAUUUUAUGACUAAGCCAUUGCAUGGUGAGAAGUUUUGCAAGUUCAGAGAUCUGAUUCUUGGUCCACAGGAAUAG